AUGGUGAUGCGAACGAGCCACAGAUGGGGCGGAGUAGGAGUGCAGACCCUGCUGCAGGGCACGAGGGCGCAGCGCGCUACAGUGCUGCUCAUGGGGAGGAGCACGGCGGAAGCGGCAAAGGGGAUGGGACUGCCGCGGCUCUACGCGAGCGGAUACCCGACCGCAUCGACUCGCCGCGGCGAAGACCCCGUGUGGCUACGGCCCGACAAGCCCACCACAGAGUCGAAAAAGAAGCAGCACGACGCUGGCGAUGGCGGGAACGGUUGCGUGGCCUUCUUCCGUGACAAUCGGGUGACGGAGGGACCGCCCGAGGGCGGAGACGGCGGCCCGGGCGGAGACGUCAUCGUGAUGGCGACGUCCGAGGAGCGCAACCUGGGCAACGUGGGCGGCUCAGUUCGAGCCGAGAGCGGUCGACCGGGAGGAAGCAACAUGCACGGCAAGACGGGCGAGCUGUUCACGAUCAAAGUGCCGCUUCCUCUGCAAAGGGACACGGGCGAGGAGGUGGUGGUCUUGGCAGACCUGGAGAAGGACGGUGACAGCAUCACGGUGGCGAAAGGCGGCAAGGGCGGAAAGGGUAAUCGGCAUUUCAAGUCGAGCACACAUCGCUCGCCCAAGUUCGCGCAGGACGGCGAAGCCGGCGAGGAGAAGAUGGUCGAGCUGGAACUCAAACUGCUGGCCCAAAUCGGCCUUGUAGGCUUUCCCAACGCAGGCAAGUCGACGAUGCUCAACGCGAUAUCGCGAGCGCGGUCGAAGAUUGCCAGCUACGCGUUCACGACCCUCUUCCCGAUGCUGGGUGUGGUCGAGUUCGACGACUACACGCGAAUGACGGUGGCCGAUCUGCCUGGCAUCAUCGACGGCGCGCACGAGAACCGCGGGCUGGGGCUUGCCUUCCUUCGUCACAUCGAAAGAACCAAGGUGCUGUGCUAUGUGCUGGACUUCUCGGGCAAGGGCACGGACCAGGCCGUGGAGCAGUACGAGGCCCUGCGGUUCGAGCUCGAGUGCUACCAGCCGGGCAUGACCAGCCGCCCAUCCGUGGUCGCCGCCAACAAGAUGGACCUCCCCAACUCCCAGGCCAACUUCGACUACUUCCAGGCGUACUUGAAGGACAAGGGAAUCCAGACGCCCAGCUUCGCUGUAUCGGCAGAGACUGGUCAGGGCCUGGAGGAGCUUCUGCUCACCCUUCGUCGCCAGGUCUUGUCGUCACCUCUCCAGAAGCCGCAACAGCAGCCCACAAGUACUACAACACCCAGCAUCAGUGCGCAGUGA
Molecule: messenger RNA, 1266 nt
Organism: Acanthamoeba castellanii str. Neff
Lineage: Eukaryota; Discosea; Longamoebia; Acanthamoebidae
Product: Obg family GTPase CgtA, putative
Exons: 10
Coding region: 1-1266 (421 amino acids)
Cellular component (GO): mitochondrion
Molecular function (GO): GTP binding; GTPase activity; magnesium ion binding
Source: RefSeq, a predicted model, not a curated record